AUGACAUUAGCUAAACAUUGGAACUAUAACAAAGACGAAGAUAUUGUUGUUACUCAAUUGAGAGGAUUAGUCUCAUCUAAUCCAUAUGUUAACUUGAUUCCUAGUGAAAAAGUCAUUUAUAAUCCUCAUUCAGAUACUUCAAAGAAAAUCACUGUUAUUAGUGGUGGUGGAGCUGGUCAUGAACCAUUACAUGGAGGAUUUGUUGGAGAGAAUUUACUUGAUGCAGCUGUUAGUGGAGCUAUAUUUGCUAGUCCAUCAACAAAACAAAUCAUGGCUGCUAUUAAAACUAAAUCAAAUAAAGAGAAAGGUACCAUUAUAAUUAUUAAAAAUUAUACUGGUGAUAUUUUACAUUUUGGUUUAGUUGCGGAAAGAGCAAAAAGUGAAGGUUAUGAUGUUGAAAUGGUUGUUGUUAGUGAUGAUGUUGCUGUUGGUAGAGAACAAAAUAAAAUGGUUGGUAGAAGAGGAUUGGCUGGUACUGCUAUAAUUCAUAAAAUUUUAGGUGCUGCUACUAAUAAUAGAAGAGAUGAAAGUUUGAAAACAUUGAGUCAAUUGGGUCAUGCAGUAAAUAAGAAUUUGGUAACUUUGGGUGCUAGUUUAGAUCGUACUUCCGUUCCUGGAUCUUCUGAAGAUGAUGGCGACGAAGUUGAAUUCACUGGUCAUAAUGAGGCUGAAUUGGGUUUAGGUAUUCAUAAUGAACCAGGUGUUAAAAUGAGUCCAAUUCCAAAUAUUGAUGAAUUGGUUAAGAAAAUGUUUUAUCAAAUGUUAUCACCAGAAGAUAAAGACCGUCAUUAUGUUGAUUUUGAUUUGAAUAAUGAUGAUUACGUAUUGUUGAUUAACAAUAUCGGUGGUACUUCUUCAUUUGAAAUGUAUGCUAUUACGCAACACGUUUUAGAAAAUUUACCAUUAAAGAAAAGACCAAAGAGAGUAUAUGUUAGUGAUUUUGUUACUUCAUUUAAUGCACCAGGAUUCUCCAUUACUUUAUUGAAUUUGUCUAAUCUUGAAAAAGAAGAUAUUCCUUUUGGUUCUAAAGACAUUUUAGAAUUUUUGGAUACUCCAACUAAUGCUCCUGGUUGGAAACCAAAAGUGUUUGAAGAAAAAUACUGGUCUAAACAAGUUAAUGAUAGAGAAAUUGAAUCUCCAAUGAAACAUGCAACAAUUACCAAAUCCGAUCUUAAAAUCGAUGGUUCCAAAUUUGAAUCUAAUUUAGUUAAUGCCUUGAAGGUUUUAUUACUGGAGGAACCAAAAAUCACUCAUUAUGAUACUAUUGUUGGUGAUGGUGAUUGUGGAACCACAUUAGCAAAUGGUGCCAAUUCAAUUUUGAAAGCAUUGAAAGAAAAUAAAGAUUUCCAAUCCAAUUUAUCUGAUCCUGUUGCUUCACUUGCUUAUAUUACAGAAUUAGUUGAAGAUAGUAUGGGAGGUACUUCUGGUGGACUUUAUUCAAUUUUCUUGACUGCAUUAGUUAAACAAUUGAAAGAAUUGAAAGAAAUAUCUACACAAACAGUAGGAGAAGCAUUUUAUCAUGCAUUACAUGAUGGAUUGUUCAAAUAUACCAGAGCAAGAGUUGGAGGAAGAACAUUAAUUGAUACAUUACAACCAUUUGUUGAUACAUUAUAUGAAACUAAAGGUGAUUUAUCAAAAGCAAUUGAAGAAGCAACUAAAGGUUGUGAAAAAACUAAAGAUUUACAUGCAUCAUUUGGUAGAGCAAGUUAUGUUAAUGAAGAUGAAUUUAAAGUUGAAGGAGGAAUUCCUGAUCCAGGUGCUGUUGGAGUUUUGGCUUUAAUUAAAGGUUUUACCGAGAAAUUAUAA
Molecule: messenger RNA, 1806 nt
Organism: Candida tropicalis MYA-3404
Lineage: Eukaryota; Fungi; Ascomycota; Pichiomycetes; Serinales; Debaryomycetaceae
Gene: DAK2
Product: dihydroxyacetone kinase
Exons: 1
Coding region: 1-1806 (601 amino acids)
Biological process (GO): glycerol catabolic process
Cellular component (GO): cytosol
Molecular function (GO): ATP binding; glycerone kinase activity
Source: RefSeq, a predicted model, not a curated record